UGGGGAGCGGGAGCGGCUGCCCGGCGUUCGGCACGCCCCGGGCGGGGCGGGCCCUGGCGGUGAAAAGGCGUCUGAGGGGGAGGCGGCGCCUCUCGGCCGCGGCGCCUCACGGGAUCCGCCGAUGCUGGCACCGUCCCGGCUGCCGAGCCUCCUCCUCCUGCUCCCCCGGCUGCGCUCCGUCGCUCCCGGCCUCGCCACCAUGAGCUCCGCCACCGGCACCGUCACCGUGCAGCAGCCCCUCAACUACCGCGCGGGCGCCCGCGUCCAGCCCGCCGACGGCGGGCAGCUGGAGGAGGUGUUCGAGCCUGCCACAGGUCGUGUGCUGUGCAAGCUGCCCUGCUCUGGGGAGAAGGAAGUUGAUCUGGCUGUGCAGAGUGCAAAAGCUGCCUUUAAAAUAUGGAGUCAGAUGUCAGGCAUGGAGCGGUGCCGAGUGAUGCUGGAGGCUGCCAGAAUUAUUCGGGAGCAGAGGGAGGAAAUUGCCACCAUGGAGACGAUCAACAAUGGGAAAUCCAUCUUUGAGGCCAGAGUGGACAUCGACAUAUCCUGGCAGUGCCUGGAGUAUUACGCAGGGCUGGCAGGAUCUCUGGCGGGUGAACACAUCCAGCUUCCCGGGGGAUCCUUUGGAUACACUCGGAGAGAACCACUUGGGGUGUGUGCUGGGAUUGGAGCCUGGAAUUAUCCUUUCCAGACUGCCUGCUGGAAGGCUGGCCCGGCCUUGGCUUGUGGCAAUGCGCUGGUCUACAAGCCUUCACCCUUCACCCCUAUUUCUGUGGUGAAGUUGGCAGAGAUCUUCACAGAGGCUGGAAUGCCCAAGGGGCUCUUCAACGUGGUGCAGGGUGGGGCUGCCACGGGCCAGUUCCUCUGCCAGCACCCAGAUGUGGCCAAAAUCUCUUUCACUGGCAGUGUGCCAACUGGCAUGAAGAUCAUGGAGAUGGCAGCUAAAGGGAUAAAGCCGGUCACCCUGGAGCUGGGGGGCAAAUCCCCCCUUAUCAUCUUCUCAGAUGCUGACCUGGAGAAUGCUGUGAAGGGAGCCCUCAUGGCCAACUUCCUGACUCAGGGCGAGGUGUGCUGCAAUGGCACCAGGGUGUUUGUGGAGAGGAAGAUCCUGGAUACCUUCACAAAGGAGGUGGUGAAACGCACCCAGAAAAUCAAAAUUGGAGACCCUCUUCUGGAAGACACACGGAUGGGAGCCCUCAUCAACAAGCCCCACCUGAAUCGUGUGCAGGGCUUUAUCAAGCAGGCGAAGGAGCAGGGGGCAGAGGUGCUGUGUGGUGGGGACCUGUAUGUGCCAGAUGACCCGAAGCUGAAGAAUGGCUACUACAUGCGGCCCUGUGUGUUAGGGAACUGCAAGGAUGACAUGACGUGUGUGAAGGAGGAGAUCUUUGGGCCUGUCAUGGCCAUCCUGCCCUUUGACACGGAGGAGGAGGUUCUGGAGAGAGCCAACGCCACUAAAUUUGGCCUGGCAGGUGGUGUCUUCACCAGGGAUAUCCAGAAGGCUCACAGGGUAGUGGCUGCUCUCAACGCUGGCAUGUGCUUCAUCAACAACUACAACGUGAGCCCAGUGGAGCUGCCCUUUGGGGGAUACAAGUUCUCAGGAUUUGGCAGGGAGAACGGCCGGGCAGCCAUCGAGAGCUACUCGCAGCUGAAGACUGUCUGCGUGGAGAUGGGGGACGUGGAGUCUGUGUUUUAGUGCCUCCAGGGAGCAUCAGGCAGCUCCUUCCUGCCAGCCAGAGGUGUGGAUCAUGUACACAGCAAUAAAGUACCCUACAGUUGUCAGUGCCCGGGGGAAGCUGAGCUGGAGCAGCGUUUAGCCACCCUGCUCCUGCAAGGGGGGGUGGGACGCACAGGGCUCAGCUCUGACCUGGCUGGUGGACAGUGGGAAGCUCAGAGCACGAGGCACCAGUCUGGAUUUUGGCAGCAGCUCCUGCAGCCACAGAGGUGUUACCAGAGGCUUGUCAGCGGCCAAGGCCAGGCCCAGGCUUCCCAGGCUGUGUGCCUUGAUUCCCAUUGCCUUCCCCCCUCCAUCAGCUUCAGUUCUGGCUUCUUAAAAGGUAGGAUACUACUCAGUGCAGGUGUAAGCUCUUGGACACAAAGGUAUCCUGUAACUAUCCUGACCCUGUCUAUUCUGUAACCACAUAAAAGCUGUGAGUGCAGCAUUGUUUAUUCCCUCCAGACCCUUAGUAACCUCAAGUUUUGUUUUUUUCUCUCUGUACCUUCCUUACAAGUGGGAUAAAACAUUGUGGGGAGGGUUGGCUGAUAGUGCCUGGGCCAGGCAUGGCCCUGAGAAUCACCACAAGAGUGGUGGUGAGCUCCAGCACAGAAUAGUGAAAGCUAUCUCCCUUCCUUCCUGUAGACUUACUGUUCUUUAUACACACGAUGAAGCAACAACUGCAAUUGUUUUCUCAUGCCUUUUUUUAGCAAUUAAAUAAAUACUUACUCUGGA
Molecule: messenger RNA, 2443 nt
Organism: Onychostruthus taczanowskii (white-rumped snowfinch)
Lineage: Eukaryota; Metazoa; Chordata; Aves; Passeriformes; Passeridae
Gene: ALDH9A1
Product: aldehyde dehydrogenase 9 family member A1
Exons: 11
Coding region: 122-1690 (522 amino acids)
Molecular function (GO): aminobutyraldehyde dehydrogenase (NAD+) activity; 4-trimethylammoniobutyraldehyde dehydrogenase (NAD+) activity
Source: RefSeq, a predicted model, not a curated record